This is a messenger RNA of Branchiostoma floridae (Florida lancelet), 1091 nucleotides long. Its product is annotated as serum paraoxonase/arylesterase 1-like. Gene Ontology annotation, molecular function: arylesterase activity. Bases 81 to 1091 code for a protein of 336 amino acids. The transcript has 2 exons. The record is from RefSeq and is a predicted model, not a curated record. NCBI's taxonomy places the organism in Eukaryota, Metazoa, Chordata, Leptocardii, Amphioxiformes, Branchiostomatidae.
UAACCUUGAGACAAAGUUUAUCACUAAAUCUAUAUGAUCUUUCGGUCUAUGCAAAUCAGUAUGGGGUACGUUACACACCGAUGACCUAUUACCCAGCUACCAGAAUGUUUCGAAAAGUGGUACUCGUACUCGUUGUUGCCGUGGUUUUGAGUCAUGUCGGAAAGUUUCUGACAGCCAUGAGGGUGUUUCAGCACGUUUACAACCACGUGCCGGGUACGUGUGGUUUUGUUGAGGGCGUGGAGCAAGGUUCUGAAGACAUCGUGUUGAUUUCAUCCGGUCAAGCGUUCAUCUCGUCAGGUUUGGUACCACAGGGGCUCGUACUCGACCCCGUAUACUUCUCGUUUGUACCAAAAGUCUUCGUCUUUGACUAUCGAAACCCUUCCAAUGGAGCCAAAAAGUCAACAUCGUGCCAAGGAGUCUUGAGGAAGACUUCGUACCCCACGGUCUCAGCGUACUCGAAGACGCAUGCCAAAGGUCACAGUGAAGACAGGGUUGAGAUUUUCCGAUUCGACGCAAAUUCCAACAGCUUGAUUCACGUCAAGUCUGUGACGCAUUCUCUUCUGUACAGCGUCAACGACGUCGUUGCGACAGGACAGGAAAGUUUUUACGCCACGAACGACAAAUAUAGCACGGGUAUGUACAGUAAGAUGACCGAGACUUGGCUACUACUAUCAUGGUCAAACGUUGUCUACUACAACAAGGGAGGGGCUACUAUAGUAGCCGGCGGUUUCAAAUGUGCAAACGGCGUCAACCUAUCGCCUGACGGUAACGUUGUGUACGUUGCUGACUCCAUCAAAGGAGUCGUAACUGUUUUCCACCGACAGAGAGACAACACUCUACGACGUAGCCACGACAUCUCACUACAUACGAGUCUCGACAACAUAUGUGUGGAUGCGACGUCAGGAGAUCUGUGGAUAGGAGCCCACCCUAAACCGAUUGAGUUUGCCGAGCAUUUGAAAAACGCGUCUCACCCGUGCGGUUCCCAGGUGCUGCGGGUGAAGAACCCGGCGGGGGAGGCUGCGAGGAUCACCGAGGUUUACUCUGACGACGGCCGGUCCGGGUUAUGGGGGUCCAAUAUAGGCUGGACUUAA